Molecule: messenger RNA, 1509 nt
Organism: Suillus subalutaceus
Lineage: Eukaryota; Fungi; Basidiomycota; Agaricomycetes; Boletales; Suillaceae
Product: glycoside hydrolase family 13 protein
Exons: 17
Coding region: 1-1509 (502 amino acids)
Biological process (GO): carbohydrate metabolic process
Molecular function (GO): hydrolase activity, hydrolyzing O-glycosyl compounds; calcium ion binding
Source: RefSeq, a predicted model, not a curated record
AUGCAACUUGGGCCUGACGGAAGCUCUCAGAAUCCUACGAUGGUACAAUUUUUCACAUGGGAUGCCCGGCACCCAGACAUGAGCUGGUGGAAACAUCUUGCGAAAGAAGCCCCGCAGUUGGCCGCACUGGGGUUCACGCAGAUCUGGCUCCCUCCGCCGAACAAAGCAAUGGAACAGACGGGCCGCGGAUAUGAUGCUUAUGACUUGUGGGAUCUUGGCGAAUUCGACCAGAAAGGCUCCGUUGCUACGAGGUGGGGAACAAAGGAAGACCUUUUGAGAGCUUGUGAUACUGCAAGGCAAUGCGAUAUGAACGUUAUCAUUGAUGCAGUUCUCAAUCAUAAACUCGGUGCAGACAGAAAGGAGGCCUUUCGUGCUGUACGCGUCGAUCCAUUAAAUCGCUUACGGGAUAUUGAGAACGAGAGACCAGUCAAUGGCUGGACUGCAUUUGAUUUUCCUGGACGGCUUGGGAAGGUGAUUCAAUACAUUGUAAUUUCGUCAGCUGGAGUCCGUGUUGGACCUUCUUUACUUUUUAUGGCUGAAAUCAUCCAAGGGUUGGACUGGGAUGAUCUCACGCAAACCGAUGGUGUAUUUCGCAUUUCUUCAGAAAGACACCAAGGUUGGUCAAGGUGGGUGGACACUGAGAAUGGGAACUAUGAUUAUCUCCUAGGCAUCGACAUUGACCACCGUCACCCUGAAGUGCGAGGUGAUCUAUUUUCGUGGGGCUCGUGGAUCCUUGACACCACAGGUGCUUGCGGGUUUAGACUGGAUGCCAUCAAACACAUGGACCGCAAGUUCCUUCUUGAAUUUAUCAAAAGAACUCGGAACCACCCAGGCAAGAAGCGAUUGUUUGCUGUAUCAGAGUACUGGUCAGGGAACUUGCGAUUUAUAAUCCCAUAUAUUCGGGCGUUCCAUGGCCAGACCUCCUUUUUCGACGUUCCACUACACCAGAACUUUCAUAGAGCAAGCAAAGAAGGUGCUUCAUACGACUUGAGGACCAUUUUUGAAGGUUCUCUGGUAAAAUUGAGGCCAGGAGAUGCUGUCACUUUUGUUGACAAUCACGACACGGUGGACACCAACUUCAAAGCUCAAGCGUACGCUCUCAUCCUACUGCGAAGUCACGGAUAUCCAUGUGUUUUCUAUGGUGACCUGUAUCCCAAUGAUGAGUGCUUUGACGAGGGCACCUCCCGCACCCUGAAACAGUUACUCCUUGCACGGAAAUCGUUCGCAUAUGGACCUAUGGUAGAUUACUUUGAGCGCAGAAAUUGUAUUGGAUUCGUACGCAUGGGUGAUUCCGAUCAUGCUGGGUGUGUAGUUGUGCUCAGUAAUAACCCGAUGAUGGACCCAACUACGUCCAAAGUUCGAAUGAACGUUGGCCCACACCAAGGGGCAACGUUUCACAGCUUGUUUGAUGACACCCGAACUGUCGCAAUUGACCAUGACGGUUGGGGAGCAUUUCCCUCUUCAGAGGACUGUGUCGAGGUCUGGAUCAAAACUGGAGAACAUCGAUAG